CCUUCAUCCUCUUCCUUCUGUAUCAUAUCUGUGCCUUCGAAUAAAAUCAUGAUCUCCGAAGGAACCACUAUUUUGCCUAUGCAGCCAUUCAUGGCCGUGUCACUUGUUGAUCAUUCUCUAAUCUCAGGGACUGUUACCCGCAUCCAGGUGCGGGUUGACGCCAAGACAAGCGAAUAUAUUAUUUUACCUGAAGACAUCACAAACGCCUUCAAGGAGUUUGAGUACCUUGUGGUUGGCUCUUCUGUAAUAUCACAGAUGGACCUUUUUAUUUCACAGAAAAUUAAAUAUCAGCCAGGAAUCAUUAUAAAGGUUGCGAUUCGAAGAGCAGACGACGUCUCCAAUCCUCCUGCGCCUAUCAGUAGGGCGCUCGACAAUUUGGUACUGAAGGCUCACCAAAAACAACAAAGUGAGGUCAAAACCCCGGAACAGACAAAAAACCAAAGUUUGCUUGACCAUAUUCAUGUUUUGCAAGAGCAAGUCCUUCAAAUACGGCAAGUGAUGGAGGAUAAGCAACAAGACAUAUUAAUGAUGCAAAUUCAGGCCCAUGCGCUUAUUACACAGACAUACGAGUUCCGCGAGUGCCCAAUUCCUCGGUUGUUCAUCGUCCUCCCAAGGCCUACAGGACUUCUUGAAAGGCGAAGAUGGCCAUCUGAAAAGCAGUUUCGACUAUUCUAUCUUUGUGAAUGUAGUGGCCACUUAAUAACCUCCGGAGGCAGAGUUCCGUGUCAUAUCCAUUUAGUCAAGCAUGAAGGCUAUGAUAUCGAUAGACCAGCGGAGUUUUUUGAGAAGUAUGGGGCUUACGUAUUGACCAUACUUCUGAUAUUCAAGCACGGCAUCUUUACUGCCGAUGCUAUCGUUCCCCCACUAGCCAAGGUCGACAUUUCAGAGUGGCUCGAAGCAGUUCAAGAUGUGCUGAAGUUACCAACAGGAGGCAUUGUGCCUCUAGUGGAUGAGUCGAUCAGCUAUAUUAAAAAAAUCCAGCAGAACAGCGGUCGUGCGCUCCACUCGACCAUGAGCGAAAUAAAAUUUGAGGGCCUCAAGUACCAUAACGGCAUAGACUCAAGGCAGCUUGAGUCGUUUUUACGAGUCAAUCGUGCAGUCCGGGCCCUUGGCAACAUGUAUCGCAUAGUCACAUCUGAGGGUCAUGUCAAAUGGGUAUGUGCUGAUCAUUACCACGGCAAAGGCAAGGAGACAGCAUCACGACAGCUUAUGAAGGUUAUCAGUAAUAAUGAUGGAGGUUACAACGCACAACUUGGCAGCGUUCGGAUAACUAUCAGAUCUGCGGAAGAGACGAAUCGGUUUUAUAAAAUAAUAGCCAAAGAGAAAGAUAUCCAGGAGUUGGAUAUUACAUUUGCCUGUUCGCUGACAACGUAUGGCUUUUAUGAACUUCUCAAGGCUGUCGCUGCAUCAAAAAUUACGCGCCUCGCCGUAGAUUGGGAUUAUACCAAAGGAGAGGAUGGCAUUUCACGGCUAACUAUAUAUGCGGUUGCUACGGCAGUUGCGACAAUAUUCGGUAUUCCCAUCGGUCUGACAAUUUGCGGGCUCAUCAUAUCCGUACUGGUGGAAUUAGUAUACGAUAUUGUAUUCUGGAAAACGCUGCUGGGGCCCAGGAAUAGUGAAAACAUUCAAAUAUUGUAUAUUAAUCACCCCCCAAGGCUUUUCACUGAUUUGCUCCAUUCCUCACUACUAAGGGGGCCUAAACUCCGUUCUCUUAUUCUAACUGAUUGUGACUUCCGCGAUGCUUAUGACGAGACUAAUCUUGAAGGCCUCCUGGCUUACUACCCAGCCCUUGUUGAACUGCGGAUUGGGAAGCUUCGCCCUGGUACGACUCUCGAAUAUUUACUAGGUGGUAACUUGCCUAUGCUUCAAACACUCGAGACCCUACAGCUUGAAUACGGAGACUCAACUAUUUUACAAACAAAAUACUCGAAAGGCAAGAUCUUGGAGUCUAAGUUAGAGAUUGUCGAGAUCAAUGUGAAGACAGUAACUUAUCAUUCCGCUAUUAUCUAUGGAGGCCAGCUAACCGGCCUAGUUGUCAAUAAAUGGAUCCAGCCGCACGAAUGGACAACACUUGAAGCGAUCAUAUCCAAUAAUCCGAGAAUCUCCUGUAUCACCUGUGAUUCAAAGCCAGAGCUGAAAUGAUGCUCCAAGAUCAAAAAAAAAGAGCUCUGCUUGCAUCUUGUAAUAAUAAAG
This is a messenger RNA of Lobosporangium transversale, 2193 nucleotides long. RefSeq lists its product as hypothetical. Lineage: Eukaryota; Fungi; Mortierellomycota; Mortierellomycetes; Mortierellales; Mortierellaceae. The coding region runs from base 49 to 2142 and encodes 697 amino acids. The record is from RefSeq and is a predicted model, not a curated record. The transcript has 2 exons.